UUUCACUUUUUACCUUUUUACAUUUUUUAUACAAUCCGUGUUAAUCGAAGCCAAAAAUCGAAAACUUUAAUGACGAAAUUAAACGUACUAAAAAUAAUUUAAAUGAAAAGAUUGUGUACUUGAUAUGUCUAUUUGGGUAGGACCCAUCGUAUCAGUAAAACAGCAUCCACGAUCCGCGAAAACUUAUACACCAAAGCCACAAGCAAGAAAAGAACCCAAACCAAGUCCCGUCUUGGACGAAAAAAGCACCAAAUCUGAAAAACCCGACCAAAAUAAACUCGAAACCAAAGCGGAAAAAGAAGAAAAAGUCCGAAGCUUAAACAAGAAGAGAGUUGAUUUUGUAAUAGUGUACAGGAAAAGCACCCUAACCGACGACUCCAUCACAAAAAUCGAAACCUUCCUUUUAAAUUUGGAACAAAAGGGGUUUGAGCUUGAAAUUUCAGGUUUUUCAGUAAACACAGACAUAGAUUUUGUCAAAAUUCACGCCCCUACAAGGGUCCUCUUGCAAUUCGCUGAACUGUUUGGAAUAGAACUAGCCUACCACUACAAGGAUUACAGAGUCGGAGCCACCAAACCGUUCAACUUCAUGGCCACUAUAUUGACAUCUCCGAAUGUGAUGCACCCUGUAUAUGAAAGGGCAAGACCAAUACUGUCCGAGGAUAUCCCUCGAACCAUCACGAAUGCAGAAAAGGGUUUAGUAAUAUACAGGGUGUUGUCAAAAAAUCCAUACGGGGAGAGUGACCAAGACUGCGGUAUUAAAAAACUGAUAAGUACGAAUAUUUUUGAGUCGGCUUUUCCGAUCCAUGAUGGGCAGUGGCAGUGGACGGAAGAAGGGCCUCUCAAUGAGCGACAAUUGUUGGACAAGUAUUGGAGUAGUCUGCGCUGUUUUUACAAACAACAGCCUUUGGACCUCAUUCAUAAGUAUUACGGGCCUGAAACGUCGUUUUACUUUGCGUGGUUGGGUUACUAUAAUACGAUGUUGAUUCCAGCGUCGGCUUUAGGGGUUUUUUGUUUCAUUUUAGGUUUGUUAAUUUUCGAGGAUAUUUUUACGGCGCGAAGUAAAGAAGUGUGCGAAAGCCCAAUUAUGCUCUGUCCGCAGUGCCAUUUCAAAAAUUGCAAGUUUGAACCUUUGAAAAAUUCCUGUUUUCAUGCACAUUUGAUCUAUUUGAUGGACAAUCCUUUAGUUAUCACUUUCGCCGGCUUGAUGUCGAUUUGGUCAACCUUUUUCCUGGAAUUGUGGCGUAGAAAAGAAGCAAUGUUGCAGAUUAGGUGGAAUUUGAGGUCGGUCGAAGCGGAUUGUUCCAUGAGGCCACAGUUUGAAGCAAAGACGACACAUUAUAAAAUUUCGAAAAUAACCGGGAAUUUAGAACCGUAUAUGCCGAAAAAGGUCCAAUGUGCGAGAUACACUCUCUCAGCGUCUGCUAUAUUAUUUCUGAUGUUACUGAUGAUUCUCGGAAUGUUUGGGAUUAUGGUUUAUAUCAAAACCGUCGCCGUGGUGUUGACAAGUAGCGACAAACAUAUUUUGACUAUAAAUCCAACACUGGUAGCAUCGGCGUCUGGAUCGUUUCUCUCACUUUGUUUUAUUCUUAUUUUCGAAAUGUUAUAUGGGAAAAUAGCUACAUGGCUGACUGAUUUGGAGAAUCCAAGGACGCAAGUUGAUUAUGACAACUCUUUCACUUAUAAAAGUUAUGCUUUAGCUUUUGUCAAUAAUUACGCCGUUAUAUUUUACAUCGCUUUCGUGAAGGCCAGGUUCUACACCCACCCUGGUGAUGAACGUCUUUGGACAACAGCAGGUGGUAUAGGAUCGGAUUUGUGUAACCCAGCUGGUUGUAUAAUCGAAUUAGGAAUACAUUUAGUAACAAUUUUAAUCGGCAAACAGAUAGUUCUAACGGGCAAACAAUACAUAAUCCCCAAAAUAAAAAAUUUAUUGCGGAGGAUGCGAAAACACAAAAAUAGGAAUCUCAAAGUGACGUUACAGUGGGAAAGCGAUUAUCUACUGAAUCCGUAUAAAAAGUACCACAUUAUGCAGGAGUACAUGCAAAUGAUUAUUCAAUAUGGUUUCGUGACAUUCUUCGUCGCUGCUUUUCCCCCAGCCCCCCUAUUGGCACUUUUCAACAAUUUGAUCGAACUUAGAAUAGAUGCCAUUAAAAUGACUCGAGCUUUUCGACGUCCUGUUGCUUUCAAAGUCCCGAAUUUGGCUGCUUGGAAUGGGAUUUUAAAAGGAGUGACUUAUAUAGGGGUUGCUACAAAUGCAUUUGUAAUCGCUUUUACCAGCGAAUUUGUCCAAAGGAACAUCUACAAGACGACUGUAAGUAGUGAUUUGGUCGGAUUCGUAAAUACUACAAUCUCAGUUUUUAAUGUCAGUGAAUUUUUAUUGGACUUUGGAACCGCAGGCAAUCUAACUGUGUGCUAUUACCCUGGAAGAAGGUAUCCUCCGGAUCAUCCAAGCAAGUACGAGUUGACUGAAGAACACUGGUAUAUUCUAACAAUACGAUUUCUUGCAGUAGUUGUUUUUGAACACAUUGUGAUGCUGAUAACAGGAAUAAUAGCCUAUAUCAUCCCUGAUAUCCCAUUUUCGGUUAAGGAACAUAUAAAUUACCAGAGAGAUCAGUUCAAGGCAAUUAAAUUGAAAGCUUUGCAAGAAACCUACUUGAAGGAGCAGGAAAAGAAGAAAUUACAUAUUUUCGAUCUAACGUAAUUCUAAGUUUAUUAAAUUGUGUAAGAUGGUCAACCAAAUAAACAUU
Tribolium madens (black flour beetle) is the source of this 2744-nucleotide messenger RNA. Its product is annotated as anoctamin-6-like. The transcript has 15 exons. Lineage: Eukaryota; Metazoa; Arthropoda; Insecta; Coleoptera; Tenebrionidae. The coding region runs from base 125 to 2698 and encodes 857 amino acids. Gene Ontology annotation, cellular component: plasma membrane. The record is from RefSeq and is a predicted model, not a curated record. Gene Ontology annotation, biological process: chloride transmembrane transport. Gene Ontology annotation, molecular function: chloride channel activity; protein dimerization activity.